Molecule: messenger RNA, 7444 nt
Organism: Oncorhynchus kisutch (coho salmon)
Lineage: Eukaryota; Metazoa; Chordata; Actinopteri; Salmoniformes; Salmonidae
Gene: atp8a2
Product: ATPase phospholipid transporting 8A2
Exons: 37
Coding region: 188-3796 (1202 amino acids)
Biological process (GO): neuron development; phospholipid translocation
Cellular component (GO): trans-Golgi network; plasma membrane
Molecular function (GO): magnesium ion binding; ATPase-coupled intramembrane lipid carrier activity; ATP binding
Source: RefSeq, a predicted model, not a curated record
CGCGCUCUCGUCACUGCUGAGCCGACCCAUCGCCGUCCCUCGUCCAACGAUCGAACAUGAUUCAUCUCCCAGCGAACGCAGCCUUGUCCCGUGCCCGCAUUCCCCCGCUUUGUACGUGAGCCACCGGCAUGCCAGCGCCCCGGCCGCCCUCUUCCAGGCCAAUACAGACCCCCGGCUCAAGAUCAGGAUGUACUUCAACCGGCGAUCGAAGAAGAUCCACAGCGAGGGAGAGCAGUUAGUGUUGACUCUCAUUAGGCAGGAGAAGUCUCCUGACCACCUGGACCCAGAGCUGGGCGUCGGCGUGGCCGCCAUGCGCUCCCGACUCGCUAACAGGUUUGAAAAAACCUCGCCUCUCUCCCAUCAAUCGAACGGUGCAGGAACCUCUUGUUCAUCCGCCGGCUACCGCAAGGCAGAUGAUGAGAUGUCCGGGACUACUUCGCAAGCAGAUCCCAUAGAUGCUACGGCACGGACGAUUCUGCUAAACCAACCUCAGAACACCAAGUUCUGUGACAACCAUGUCAGUACCACUAAGUACGGGGUGUUUACCUUCCUGCCUCGUUUCCUGUACGAGCAGAUCCGCCGCGCUGCCAACGCCUUCUUCCUCUUCAUCGCCCUAAUGCAGCAAAUCCCUGAUGUGUCUCCUACGGGUCGUUACACCACCCUGGUACCACUCAUCUUCAUCCUCACUGUGGCCGGGAUCAAAGAGAUCAUAGAGGACUAUCAAAGACACAAGGCAGACAACACAGUCAACAAUAAAAAGACCACAGUUCUGAGGAAUGGAGCCUGGCAGACCGUCAUAUGGAAACAGGUGGCAGUAGGAGACAUAGUGAAGGUGACCAAUGGGCAGCAUCUUCCAGCUGACAUGGUCAUAGUGUCCUCCAGUGAGCCUCAGGCCAUGUGUUACACUGAGACCUCCAACCUGGACGGAGAAACCAACCUGAAGAUCAGACAGGGUCUCACUCACACAGCUGGUCUCCAGUCUCUGGAGGAGCUGAUGGGUCUCUCUGGCCGUCUGGAGUGUGAAGAGCCCAACAGACACCUGUACGACUUCACUGGGACCCUACGGCUGGACAACCAAAAUGCGGUUCCUCUUGGUCCUGACCAGGUGCUACUGAGAGGUGCCCAGCUCAGAAACACACAAUGGGUUGUAGGAAUUAUAGUCUACACUGGACAUGACUCCAAACUGAUGCAGAACUCGACCAAGGCCCCCCUGAAGCGUUCUAACGUGGAGCGGGUGACAAACGUCCAGAUCCUGGUGCUGUUCUGCAUCCUCCUGGUGAUGGCGCUAGUGAGCUCUAUAGGAGCCUCCAUCUGGAACAAACAACACACUGAGGAGGCCUGCUGGUACCUGUCACGCGCCGGGGAUAUCUCCACUAACUUUUGGUAUAACCUGCUGACCUUCAUCAUCCUCUACAACAACCUCAUCCCCAUCAGCCUGCUGGUCACUCUGGAGGUGGUCAAGUUCACACAGGCCCUCUUCAUCAACUGGGAUGAGGAGAUGUACUACUCUGAGACAGACACACCCGCCAUGGCUCGAACGUCCAAUCUCAACGAAGAACUGGGCCAGGUGAAGUAUCUGUUUUCUGAUAAGACAGGAACUCUCACCUGUAACGUCAUGCACUUCAAGAAGUGUACCAUCGCUGGGAUCACAUACGGCCACUUCCCUGACCUGGAUGUUGAUCGUUCCAUGGAGGACUUCAGUCCCCUGCCGUCCAGCAGUCUUAACUCCACAGAGUUUGAUGACCCCGCUCUCAUCCAGAACAUUGAGAAGAACCAUCCAACCUCUGCCCAAAUCUGUGAGUUUCUGACGAUGAUGGCGGUGUGUCACACAGUGGUCCCAGAGAGAGAGGGGGACCAGCUUAUCUACCAGGCCUCCUCGCCAGAUGAAGGAGCUCUGGUAAAAGGAGCCAAAGGUCUGGGCUUCGUUUUCACAGCAAGGACUCCUGGCUCCGUUAUCAUGGAAGCUAGGGGGAAGGAGAAGAGCUUUGAGUUGCUGAAUGUGCUGGAGUUUUCAAGUAACCGUAAGCGCAUGUCUGUAGUGGUCCGAACCCCCGAUGGGAAACUGCGUCUGUACUGCAAGGGAGCAGAUAAUGUGAUCUUUGAGCGUCUCACUGAUGCGUCUCAGUACAAAGAGCUGACCAUCGCACACCUGGAACAGUUCGCCACCGAGGGUCUGCGGACUCUGUGUUUUGCCUAUGUUGAUCUGGAGGAGGGGGUAUACCAGGAGUGGCUGAAGGAGUACACCCGUAUAAGCACUAUCAUUAAAGACCGGGCCCAGAAACUAGAGGACUGCUACGAACUACUGGAGAAGGACCUGUUGUUGUUGGGGGCCACAGCUAUAGAGGACCGUCUCCAGGCAGGGGUCCCUGAGACCAUCGCUACUCUGAUGAAGGCCGACAUCAAGAUCUGGGUCCUCACUGGAGACAAACAGGAGACCGCCAUCAACAUAGGUUACUCCUGUCGUCUAGUUUCCCAUGGCAUGUCCCUCAUCAUCGUCAACGAGGAUUCACUGGAUGGUGGGUUCUAUAGUGUUACCGUGGGAACUAGGGUGUGGCUGAGCAAAGAUUGGAGGGUGUGUUUCUUUGUCUGCUCACAGGUGGAGGCUACACGUGCCACCCUGACAGCCCACUGUACAUCUCUGGGUGACUCUCUGGGGAAGGAGAAUGAGUUGGCUCUGAUCAUUGAUGGACAGACCCUAAAAUACGCCCUGUCCUUCGAGCUCCGCCAAGCCUUCCUAGACCUCGCCCUGUCCUGCAAGGCCGUCAUCUGCUGCCGGGUGUCUCCCCUCCAGAAGUCGGAGAUCGUGGACAUGGUGAAGAAGCAUGUAAAGGCCAUCACUCUGGCCAUAGGAGACGGGGCCAACGACGUGGGCAUGAUCCAGACUGCCCAUGUGGGGGUUGGCAUCAGUGGCAACGAGGGCAUGCAGGCCACCAACUCCUCUGACUACUCCAUAGCACAGUUUUCCUACCUAGAGAAGCUGUUGCUGGUCCAUGGGGCGUGGAGUUAUAACCGUGUCACUAAGUGUAUCCUCUACUGUUUCUAUAAGAAUGUGGUGCUCUACAUUAUAGAGCUGUGGUUUGCCUUUGUGAACGGCUUCUCUGGACAGAUCCUGUUUGAACGCUGGUGUAUCGGCCUCUACAACGUGAUCUUCACAGCGCUGCCUCCCUUCACUCUGGGGAUCUUUGACCGGCCAUGCAGUCAGCAGAACAUGCUACGCUUCCCCCAGCUAUACAGGAUCACCCAGAACGCUGAGGGCUUCAACACCAAGGUGUUUUGGGGUCACUGUAUAAAUGCUCUGAUCCAUUCCAUUAUUCUCUUCUGGUUUCCACUCAAAGUACUAGAACAUGACAGUCCUUUCAACAACGGUCAUGGUACUGACUACCUGUUUGUGGGGAACAUGGUUUACACGUAUGUGGUAGUAACAGUGUGUUUAAAAGCUGGUAUGGAAACCACUGCAUGGACCAGGUUCUCCCACUUGGCAGUGUGGGGCAGUAUGAUUCUCUGGAUGCUGUUCUUCACUGUCUACUCAGCUUUCUGGCCGUCCAUCCCCAUCGCUCCUGACAUGCAGGGCCAGGCUAGCAGAGUGAUGCAGUGCUGGCACUUCUGGCUGGGGCUGGUCCUGGUGCCAGCAGCCUGUCUACUCAAAGACUUUGCCUGGAACGCGGGUCGUCGCACUGUGAAGAAGUCUCUUCUGGAAGAGGUUCAGGAGCUGGAGGCCAGGGCUGUAGACCCGGGGGCUGCCGUGCUCCGAGACGCCAGCGGGCGCAGGGCCAAAGCCAACCCUGAGGUCCCCUAGCCCCAGAGCUCAGGGCACAGACAGACACAGGUAGCACCUUGGCUUGGUUUGACCUGGCUCACUGUGUGAACUCUGACCGGUGUGUCUGCUCCUGCUCCGCUCUGCAAGACUCCUCCCCCGUCUCUCUCACUGCAUCCUACUCUCACUCACUCACCCACCUCAGCACUCAUGUUUCAUACUGUCUCUUUCUUUUCCUUCCCCAUCUUCUUUUUCCUAUCUCUCCAUCUGAUUGUGUCGAGUCAGGAAGUGGACAGGUUUGCGCUGCUGUAAGGACUGAGUGUGCUGUAGCCUCUGAGGUUGUGUGUUAGAGUUAGCCGUUUGUGUGUGUGUGUUUGUUUUGUAUCGUGGGUUGUAGUCAGUGUAUCUAUCAUAAGAUAAGGAGUAGAACCAUUCAGGGUUGAUCAUGUUAGAAGGGGCUUUAAAACAUCGGAGGUAUUUGGCCAUAUUAGGUUGAGGAAUGGAGUGGGAGAUGGAAGACUGAGGUUUGGCCAUUUGAGGGGCGGUUGUGUGGGAUAUUGGCUGUGGAUGGGGCUCUUUGGUGGGCUUUGGGCAGGAACAAUAGUCCUCAAUCAUCCAGUGAGACAGCUAGGCCAACAGUCCAGAACAGAGAACUGUCUCGGACAGAGGUGCUUGGGGACAGGGAGGGGAGGCAGGGUGUUGUUUUUGGAUGGAUGGGUGCACACAGCCUUCCCUAGCCUGGAGGUGAGGCCCUUGGCCUGGGCUGAACCUUCUCCCAGACAUGGGUAGGAACCCCCAGCGACGACCAUGGAAAGCAUUGAGGAGUGUGAGAGGCACUGAGGAGAAACGCACACAUCUGUAUUUGUAUUUCAUAACAGGAGAGGAUUGGGAUGAGGAUGGGAAAGGUAGAGGACCAAAGUUUCUCUGGGGAAGUAAUUAGAUGUGGAGCGUUCUUGGACUGUUUGGAGUCUCACUCCCCUUUCAGACAGCGACACUACAGGGGUGACGUGCGACGGAUUCAGGCAUGACUUUACAGAUGUCCUAUUUAUAUAUUUAUUUUUUAGUCUAUCAAUUCAUUCACCUUGUCAUCCAUUUAGCAGACCUAAUUUUCUUUGGCGAAUGAUACGGUUGCAAAACUUCAGAACGUUUUUUCAGGCUUUGCCAAACACACCAGGUCUAAGUUCCCUGUGGUACCAUAAAGAAUAGGUCCCUGCUGCUUGCUCAGAAGUGUAACCUUGGGGAGGCUGGCCCGGGUCCACACACUCUGUGGAUCGGAUCAGGGCCCCUGCCCCAGUGCCAGGGAAACCCCUCAUGUGAUUUAAUGCCUCAUUGGCUGCCUGAUCUAGAGAAGUAACCUACCGUGUUCCACAGCGGAAUCAGACAAUCUGGGAAACAUUCUGUUCUGUUUGGAUACUGUUAACAGAAUGUUUAGCGUUGCCAUUAGUGAGGAGGAGGAUUGAGAGAGAGGAAGGCUGGGGGAUGUAUGCGUGUCUGUCUGUGUGAAUUUGUACGUGUUUGCAUGUGAGCGUGAAUGUUUAGAGGAGGGAUGAUGGUGUUUGUCCUGGAAAACAGAGGGUGUAGUCUUCCUCUGGAGAGAGAGCAGGAGGAAUGGGGGCGGGGGGCUUAACAUGGCUGUCUGUUUGCCCUGCAGUCAUAUAAUGAGAUGGGAUUGGAUUAACUGAAUGUCAAUCUGCUCUUCAGUACCAGCCAAGACAUAUGCCCAGCCCCCUAGCCCCUACCCUACCAGGUCUGGCUCUGGUAGUCACAUCAAGAAGUUGUCUUGUCUUGGGGUAAGGUCUAGGCAGUGCUUGACUUCUAUAAUGCUAAAAGGACUCGGCUAUUUACAUGGACAUUUUAGUCAUUUAGCAGACACUCUUAUCCAGAGAGACUUACAACUAGUGCAAUAUAUCUGUAGACAACAAACACAUCACAGUUGUACAUUUUCCCUCCUUUCCUUUAUCAGCAAAGUCCAUGUUAGUGGGAAAGACAGGUGCCUAUGCCAUGUCCUAAUAGUACAAAAUGAUAUCUUCUCACUUCCUUGUUCCUUUCCUUCAAGACCGCAGAUCUGCAGGUCUUCAAGGUGUAAGCAAUAGGGUGGACUAUCCAUUGACCUCAGAUCUGCAGGUCUUCAAGGUGUAAGCAAUAGGGUGGACUAUCCAUUGACCUCAGAUCUGCAGGUCUUCAAGGUGUAAGCAAUAGGGUGGACUAUCCAUUGACCUCAGAUCUGCAGGUCUUCAAGGUGUAAGCAAUAGGGUGGACUAUCCAUUGUUUUCACCUAUAUGUGUUCAUAAAGGGAAGGAAAUCAUAGCCUGGUCCCAGAUCUGUUUGUGCUCUUGCCAAUGCAAAAGGUUGUUAUUGUCAAGUCAUUGGCCUGAGAAUGAGUGACAAGGAGUUGGCAUGAUAGCACAGACAUGAUGAUAUGGGCGUUGUAACUUCUGGACUGCAUGAGCAGAGCGCGAGUCACUUUAUCAAGUGUUCUCGGGGGUUGAGCUGUUGAGCUGUGUGUCGUAAUUUGACCAGAACCUAGAGUGUAAUUUUACUCUGAGCGACGCGAGCCUCUAACCCAGCGGCGCUGCUUCCUCCCAGGAUCAAUUUCAAAUGAAUCGUCUCACGCUCUGAAAACGUUUCAUCUGUAGUAUAGCAGGCCAGUGACACUCAAGCUAAGCUUCAGUGUUCGGUCACAAUCAAAGACUAUACUACGAAGCAAGCUAGAUCUACUCAGGAUUUUCUAAAGCCAGCCAGCUUCAGUUAGCUUCACAUACCAGCUCAGGCUUCAACCAUACUAUGACGGUGGAUAUUGAUCGACCGCCUGCCGCUAACUCUAGUGCUUCAAACACACCGACAACGUCCUUGCGCAAAAUAGUUUGCAGUAUCAUCUGGAUAUGUAUGCAACAAAAGUUCAACAUUCACCUUCUGCUACCAUUUCUGUCAAGCCUUUAACGCAUACAGUUUGACACGUAUGUUCCAUAAAUCCAAUGUAUGCUAUGCACCACACCGAACGCACUGCAACUGCAAGGCAAACGCAGCAUUUUCAUUGGAAAUGAAUGUAAUUCUGGAGUACCAAAAUGCAAUGAUGCUGUCAGUGUAAUCAAAGCGUACGCGCAGUUGCAAGCCUGCUACAUGUCGCACAUGGCUAGUCAAACGCCAAACUCUUCAUUGAGACAGUACUGAAACAUCAAUCCAUGGGCGAGUCGGUGCCACAUGUUCAUUUGUGCUGAAAAGUUAUCUUUCAAACUCUGCAGGCUAUGGUGUGAAAUAGGCUUUAUUUUAUUACUUUGGUAAUAAAAAUAUUAAAAUAUAAAAAAUUUAAAAAUUAAACACAACAAUACCUUUUUUGAUUAAUAAAAUAUUGAAUCAGUCUUCUUCCUGAAAUGAUGGGGAUAAUGUUGCAAUCUUUGUAAGAGGGAGGGAAUCUGAUUUACUUUGGUCCUCAACUCAAGGCUCAGACACUUCAUUCAGGAUAAAUGGAGUUAGCCCCGAGUUAGCCUGCUACAGAGCAGGUUAGUUCUGAAGGAUUCAUUGCCAUAGAAAUUGCCCUGACUAAAAGGUGAUCCACAGUUGUACGACUGGUUAUCCCUCGGAGUAGUACUUCCACCUGUUGUGUUAACCUGUCAUAGAGAUAUAGAGAUUUUCCCUGUAACCUGUCAAUCGGUGGCUGUGAUUGGUUGACUUACCUGUCCGUCUCUUCUC